AUGGCCACGACCGAGAGCGACGAACGAGUGAGGGCGAGGCCAGCGCCAGGUCCUUACACCGCUGCCAAAAGCGCAACAAGUUGUGUCACAAGUCCUACUGUAUUGUCCAUCCUCUAUACGCAUGUGAAGGAGCCGCACCGCUGGUCCCAAUUCCGCGCCAACCCCACCCGUCCGUCACUGCGACCGCCAAUUUUCUCUCCCCUCCGCCCGGGUUGCCGCUCAAGUCAAGUUAUGAACAGCUCCACUGCACAGUCGUGGAACGCUGCUGAGCAGUUCGCCAUGGACCAAAACCCCCAGGACUUCGCCGGCGCAGAAUUCAUCGACUUUGACAAUCUGGAUCUGCAUUUCAACAUUGAUGGCUACAACCAUGAGGCUCAGGCUUCGAAUGGGAACCAGCUCGCCGAUCUGUCCGACUCGCUCAACGUCCACCAUCUCCAAGCCCAGUUUCCCCCGCAACUACCCCAGGACCACCGCGAUGGCGCCAAUCGUGGUCACCAGGUCCAAAAUUUAGCAAAUCAUGGCAUGUCGCAGUCCACGAAUAGUUUCUUCGACUAUGGCAUGUCCCAGUACAGCCAGGCAGGGACACCGACAUUUAGCCAGCCCCAAGACCAAAUAUAUCGCCCACACCAUGGUGUUCCACCAACGCCUAACAGCAUAGAGAUGCAUGGCGACCCCACCCGCUAUCUUCAGCAGUUGGACUCCCACCAUGCCCUCUUCGACCAGAGAUAUCACAUGCCCAAGGACGACGCGACAUUUACCCCCCUUGUCUCCCCCGCUGUUACACCCCAUGAUGCGCGCUUCCAGAUCCCAGACUUUACCGUGCCGGGAGCCUACUUCAGCCCUCUGACGUCGCCCGCGCUGAACGCCCAGAGCCACCAGCAUGCUCACCAGCAAUCGCAUAACACAACGUCGGGGAGCUCGACGGGACAUUCACCAAUUGAUGUGGAUAUGGACAUGCUGGGUGAGCCUGCCAUCGUAUCACAGGAACAGGUGAGGAGAAGUUCGCGGAGCACAAACAAAAGAACUCUGCCGCGGGCCAACGGGACCGGCCGCGUACGACAGUCUCCCAUUGUGAAACCAAACAGGCGGAAAACAGCCAUCUCUACACUGAUCCCGUCAAAGGAAGUCAGCGAGCUCAUGAAAGAGGUGCACUCGACACGACCAUCGUCCAAUGGCUUGGAUGUGCAUAUGACACGUGAAAGCUCAGAGACCGACUCUAUAUCUCCUGAGCCCAUGCUGUCUGAGAUGCGCCCACCACCUAAGCCUGGCUCUUCGACAGCUUCUCCUGCCAUAAUUGCCCAGCGCAACAGCCAUAACAGCACCCCGGCCACUCCAGCCUCUUUGAUGCGCAUACAACCCUCGCCCGAAUUCAAUGGCCACCAACAAGCACCGCCAAUGCUAGAAGAUCUCACUCUGCCCGAAGCGUCCUUAGACCGACCGGAUUUGUCGAGAAUAGACACUGCUAUCCGGGACGAGGAUCACGAUACGCCUCGCAUGUCCGCGCGGAAAACACCGAAGCUGAACCCUUUGAGCACACCUGGUGGAUCCAUUUCAGGCCGCCCCAGCCCAAUGAUGGACGCCAUGUCCACACCGACAAGCCCGGCAUUUGCUAUGACCAACGGUAAGAAAAAUGCCAAAUCGGCACGCAACCCGAAGAAGAGAAACAGUGUGAGCACGAGUCUUGUCAGCCCUGCUUUGAGACCCAAGAUCUCGCCGAGUAUAAAGCCUCUACUACCUGACGGAGGAAGUGGUGGCGCAGACAGUACACACGCACUUUUGCUGGCAUCCAAGUCAAAUUACCAGAAUAUCCUCGAUGGCACCACAGUCCCCGGCGUUGUCUACCCUACGUCCCUCUCUACCAAUCUUACUUCAAAACGAACCUCGCACAAAAUCGCCGAACAAGGACGCCGGAACCGUAUCAAUAUGGCCCUCCAGGAAAUGCAAGCUCUCUUACCCUCACCACAAUUCGGCGCCACACCCGAUGCCAAGAGCCCGGAAUCGAACGCGCAAAACUCGAACAAUUCCAAAGCAGCCAAAGUGGAGAGCGCCAUUGAAUACAUCAAGCAGUUGAAGCAAGAAGUUUCUGAAAGAGACAAUCUACUAACCCAGAAGGAUCAAGAGAUGGAUGCACUGAGGAAGGAGCUGGCUGCGCUGAAGAGAAGUAGCUCUGAAGGUUCGGUAUCUGAAGUUGAAGCAGCGUCACAGCCCAAAGCUGAACCCUAUUCGAGCCCAAACACCGAAAACGAGACUUGAAGACUGAUGGAACGGACGAGUUUUUAAUCAUCAACGCUUUAUUUCCCGACGGAGACGUACAACCAGCAGUGUUUCUACGCGACCCUGCCGCAUACCUUCCGAGCGACAUCGACAUGUCGAUUCAGCUCUGACCGCACCUCACUACGGAAACUCUUGGGUCCACAGACAGUCUUGGAGGAUGCGAAACUCACACACACAGUGUAUCUGUGAUGCCGCUGUUGAAAACAGUGUGCUUGCUAUAUUGGACUCCAAGCCCAAAAUAAAAUUGGCCAAUACGUUAUGUAAUCAAGAUGUAAUAGAAGGAGUGGGGAAACGGGCCCAGGUAGAGAAAAAGGGACGUACAAUGGGAAAGUCCUGUUUUUCUGCAUCUGGUUUGGGCAUUGUCGACUAUGAGGGUCGGGCAUGAAUGACAUGACACGAGGUUGGCCCAUGAUAGUAAUGCAUGGAAGGUUUCCAAACAUCAUGUUUGUUUUGGGAUACAUGUACCUGCUAGCUACAAAGGAAAUACUUCAGAAGACGUUUGGUCAAACGCCUGUUUUGUUAUUUGGUUAAUGUUAUGGUACCUUCAAUGUAUAGGCCUCGUGGCCAUGUACAAAUAG
This is a messenger RNA of Pyrenophora tritici-repentis Pt-1C-BFP, 2852 nucleotides long. Its product is annotated as HLH domain containing protein. The record is from RefSeq and is a predicted model, not a curated record. Gene Ontology annotation, molecular function: protein dimerization activity. Lineage: Eukaryota; Fungi; Ascomycota; Dothideomycetes; Pleosporales; Pleosporaceae.